Messenger RNA from Bombina bombina (fire-bellied toad), 3494 nucleotides. It is a transcript of the gene MMS19, whose product is annotated as MMS19 homolog, cytosolic iron-sulfur assembly component. The record is from RefSeq and is a predicted model, not a curated record. Lineage: Eukaryota; Metazoa; Chordata; Amphibia; Anura; Bombinatoridae. Gene Ontology annotation, cellular component: MMXD complex; cytosolic [4Fe-4S] assembly targeting complex. Gene Ontology annotation, biological process: iron-sulfur cluster assembly.
UGUGUGUUCAGCGGCAUCAUGGCUGAGGAGCAGAGCGCAUUGUGGGCGACGGUGGAUGAGUUCGUGUCUGGACAACAUGAUAGCAAAGCGGAUGAUGUAGCAACGGAUGUAAAAGAUGGAAAAUUCACAGUUUUACAGGUGGUGGAAUCUCUUGGGUCAUGCCUGGCUAAUUCUGAGCCAAGAACACGUGGUCGAGGUGUUCAGCUCCUGUCACAUAUUCUGCUGCAGAACUACUCCAGGCUCAAAGCAAAGGAAGUGGAGGUCUUGGUUGUGUUCUAUGAAAACAGACUCAAGGAUCAUCACCUGAUCACACCAUAUGUCCUUAAGGGGCUUAAGGCAUUGAGCAUGUGCGAAGUUCUGCCCUCCGGACUGGCUGUGUCUGUGCUCAAAUCUAUAUUUCAGGAAGUUCAUGUACAGUCUUUAAUGCAGAUGGAUCGUUACACAGUCUACACAAUCAUCACUAAUUUCAUGAAGCUACGUGAAGAAGAGUUGAAGAAUCUUGGUGCUGAUUUCACCUUUGGGUUUAUUCAAGUCAUGGAUGGUGAAAAGGACCCACGGAAUCUUUUAGUGGCCUUCCAGAUAGUCCAAGACAUCAUUACCAAGGGCUAUGUGCUUGGACCAUUUGUUGAGGAAUUAUUUGAAGUGACAUCAUGCUACUUCCCCAUAGACUUCACUCCGCCGCCUAGUGAUCCACACGGCAUAACCAGAGAGGACUUAAUAUUGGGGCUGAGGGCGGUUCUGGCAUCUACACCACGGUUUGCUGAGUUUUUUCUUCCUUUGCUGAUUGAGAAAAUGGAUUCUGAUGUUCAAAGUGCAAAGCUGGAUUCAUUUCAGACACUGGCUGCCUGCUGUGGUGUGUAUUCACAAAAAGAACUAAAGGAGUUUCUACCUAGUCUCUGGUCUUCGAUUCGCAGAGAGGUAUUUCAGACAGCAAGUGAAAAGAUUGAAGCUGAAGGCCUGGCAUCUCUGCAAGCUCUCUCUUCCUGUGUCUCUCGCUCUGUGUUGGGUCCUGAUGAUGAGGACUUGUUAGACUCAUUUUUGAACAGCAUUCUACAAGAUUGUAAGCACCAUCUAUGUGAGCCAGAUAUGAAAUUGGUGUGGCCCAGUGCCAAAUUACUGCAGGCUGCUGCUGCCGCCUCUUCCAGGGCUUUCCAGAAAAUCAGUGCCUGUGUUUUGCCAUUGCUUGUGGAACAGUACAACCAGCACGCUCAGAGUAGUCAUCGUAGAACAAUACUGGAGAUGACACUAGGCUUCCUGAAGCUACAGAACAAAUGCCUGCAAGAAGAAGAUGAAAAUGGGUUGGGGAGAUUCAAAGAUGACCUGUGUAACAUGGUAUACUCAGCCGUGACCGAUAACAGCUCCCAGCUUCAUUUAGUAGCAGUGAAGGCUAUGACUGUUUUGGGCAUGCAGCAAGGUUUCUUGUCUCCUAGCGACAUUGAGCUGAUUGUCGAUCACUUGUCCAGACUCAUCUUACAAGAAGCAGAUUCUCAGAGCUGCUCUGCAGCUAUAGAGUCAUCGGGGACUCUGUCAAAACUCCACCCCUCCAUAUUCAUCCGUAAGAUGCUGCCACACAUCUGUGCAAAGCUACAGACAGAACCAAUGGAUGUUCACAUUGAACAAGACACAGUGAUCCCAGAGAAGUCUGUAAAGCAGCGCUGUUUAGAGACUUUAGCUGCAGUAUCUACACAUCACAGUAUUGUUAGAGAAACUGUACCGAUCCUGCUGAGCUAUGUAAGACAAGCACAGAAAGGUACAGGGGGACUCAGCCUGGAAAUGAUAUGUUACUAGGGAACACGGUCCUUGCUGCCAUGGUGCCUGUAAUAAGUGCAGCCAGCACUCAUCUCAGUCCUGAAUUAGCUGCCUCCAGUGUCUCCCAGAUUGUGGGGUUAUAUCUAGAUGGAGAUGUUUCUAUUCUUCCUGAAAACAAUUUUACCUGCAAGUUCCAACCUUUUCAGACUGACCCACCCGCAGAUCUCCAAAGCAGACUUGUUGCUCUUCUCAUGGCUUUUGUCUGUUCUUUGCCAAGAAAUGUGGAAAUUCCACAGCUCAGUCGCCUGUUGCAGAAUUUAUUGUCCCUGAGUCUGUCUGCUUGUUCGCACUUUACUUACUCACAUGCCUCCAAAUGCUUUGCUGGCCUAAUAAACAAAUGCUCCCAAGGCAAUGAUCUGGACAACAUUCUUCAAAGUACUAUUCAGAGGAUAGAGUAUGGUCUGGCAGAUGAACCAAGCAGGAUUCAAGCCCUUACGCUACUUGUCUGGGUAACCAAAGCCUUGACAUUAAGAUACCAUCCCUUGAAUGGACAACUUACAAAUAAGAUGAUUGGAUUGUUAUCUCACCGAGAGCUUGGCCCUACAGCUGCAGACAUGUUCUCCCUGCUGGUGUCCGACUCUCCAGAUAUCCUAAACAAAGCAUGUCAUGCAGAUAUCCGGAUCAUGUUCCGGCAGAGGUUUUUCACAGAGAAUGUUCCAAAAUUAGUAGAAGGCUUCCACUCUGCGAAUGAAGAUGAUAAGCCAAACUACCUUAAAGCUCUCUCCCACGUACUGAACUCCUUGCCAAAACAAGUUCUUAUGACAGAGCUUCCAUCGCUGCUAUCUCUUCUACUUGAGGCCUUAUCCUGCCCUGAUCGCAUUGUUCAGUUAUCUACACUAACCUGCCUAGAACCUCUGCUGCUUGAUGCUGCCGACAUCCUUGGUGUGCACAUCGAUUCUUUGGUCACAAAGCUUCUGGGCUUGACUUCCAGUCCCACUAUGGCAGUGCGGAUGACGGCUUUGAAGUGUAUGCACGCUCUCACAAAGCUCCCUACGCACAUGCUCCUGCCUUACAAACCACAAGUGAUCCGUGCCUUAGCAAAGCCACUGGAUGAUAAGAAAAGGCUAGUCCGAAAAGAAGCAGUUGAUGCCCGCUGCCAGUGGUUUUUGCUUGGAAGUCCAGGUAGUUGAACAUCAAACUAGAAAUGACCCCAAGUUUGCACGGAGACAAUCUAACCAAGAUGCCAUGAAUGUUCUCAACUAGAUCAUUAAAUGCCAUAAAUGAAGUGCCACCUUGUUUCAGCCACCUGUACACGGUUGUGAACACUGAAGGACAAUAUGGCAUCAUGACCUGCUCGUCAUUUAACCCAUUCCGUAUAUCUGUAUUAACUUCAAUUCUUACACAGGACAGCUAAGAAAAAUCAGACUGGCUUAAAUUGCACUUGAACAGCAUUAGCACAAGUUUACACAAUACGGCAUGUCAUAGAGAAGAACUAGGCUAUAAUAUAUAUAAAUAAUAAUGUAUAUUGUAUAGUAAUAUGAUUUAAUAUCAAUGCCAGUCUGGUAGUCUGGUUUUUAAGUGUAUUUUUUAUUCUGUGGUGUGAAUGGCUCUGUUCCUUUGAUGCAGUGGUUUCCAAGCCUAACCUCAGGUAAGGCCAACAAUCCAGCAAUUUUGGAUAUGUUUACCUGAACACAAUGUGUUAAAAUGAAUGUGUCCCUGAUUAAAAAGUUGGGCUAAUGAAUAUA